AUGGCGGAACAAGUCAAAAACGCAGAGAUGGCGACUAUGACUGAGACAGCUACCACGGUGGAAGGGCACGCAACUUUAUCCGCUGCGGAUAUCUCGACACGACUGUUGAACGGCACUCUCCACGCCGGAUACCCCGCAAUCGAGAAUUUCAUGACCAUUGAUGGUCUGCUGAAGUCGCAUGCUGCUGAACCUGAUGCGGCGCAAAAGCCGCUAAUAUGCUACCCCGUUCGCGGGGCGACUGACUUUGAAGAACACACGGCUGGUGACCUUGAUCGGUAUACCGAUGUGGCCGUUCGAUAUUAUAUGGAGAAGGGACUUCAACCUGCAGACCCAGUUCUCGAGCAAGCGCCUGUUAUCGGUCUUCUUGCUGGGUCCAGCUUCGAAGUCAUUCUGACAUUCUUUGCCCUUAACCGCCUGGGAUAUGCCGUACUCUUCUUGUCUACACGGCUGACGGCCCCUGCAUAUGCCCGGCUGAUGGACAUGGCAGACUGCAGGCAACUUAUCAUCAUCAAGCAAUUCCAACAAACAGUAACCGAUAUCUGCAUUGAGCGACCUGGUUGCAGUAGUCUCCCGAUUUUGCAACGAGAGAACUGGGUCAACCGCCCUGCUAGCUCUCCUCAUUUCCAGCGACCAAACGUGGACCCAGCUCGCGAGGGAAAGAAGAUCACCUGGAUCUUGCACUCAUCCGGCAGCACAGGCUUCCCGAAACCAAUCUUCUUAACAAACCUUCAGACACUAGCAAACUUCCGCAAGAGCUUUGCACUUCGUCUGUUCAAUAUCAGUCCCUUAUUCCACUCUCACGCGCUAAUGGAAGUUGGUCGAGCAUUUUACACGCGUGCAACCAUGUAUCUGGGGAAUCACUCUCUUCCAGUUACAUAUCAGAACCUGUACGAUGCGCUGCAGGUCGCCCAACCAGAUCAGAUCAGCGCCGUGCCGUAUGUCAUUAAGCUGCUGGCAGAGGAACCAGCCGGUGUGCAGGAGUUGGCGAAACCGAAGCUCGUGCUUUACGGCGGAUCGAGUUGUCCCGAUGACUUGGGUGAUCGACUUGUUGCGCAGGGUGUCAACCUGGUUGCUAAUUACGGCGCUACUGAGACUGGGCAGAUUAUGACUUCGUUCAGACCCCCCGGAGACACAGAGUGGCAGUACAUGCGGCUUCAUCAGCCUGUUGCUGAUCACACUCUGAUGGAUGAAAUUUCACCUGGAGUCUUUGAGUGUGUUGCUUUGGAUAGUCUACCAAGCAAAGGGCCUUCAAAUUCAAAACCUCCCUUUGGUGCGAGGAACCCGGAGAACAGCUUCCGCACGGCUGACUUGUUUACACGUCAUCCAGAUCCAAAGAAGAUCAACUACUACAAGUACCUCAGUCGACUGGAUGACCGAAUCACGCUUGUUAAUGGUGAAAAGGUUCUUCCUAUCCCCAUUGAAGGCCGCGUCAGAGAGGAGGAGCUUGUGAGAGAGUGUGUUGUCUUCGGUUUCCAGCGUACUGUCCCUGGGGCCUUGAUUUUCCGAGCUGAAGGAAAAGCGCCACAUUUGGACAACGAUCAAUUCUUGGAAGUCAUUUGGCCAGCCGUGGAAGCAGCCAAUGCUCGAGCUGAGACUUUCUCUCGGAUCCCGAAAGAACUUGUUGUGGUCAAGGGCGCUGAGGUGAAGUACCCCAUCACAGAUAAGGGAACUUUCAUUCGUGCCCAGGUCUACCAGCAGUUCGACGAAGACAUAAAAGUAGCAUAUGCUGGGUUUGAAGGCACCGGGCAGAGGAAAGGAGACCUGGCACUCUCAAUGCCAGAACUAGAGACCUGGCUCUUGCAGAGGUUCCGCGAUGAUCUGGGUGUAACAUUGCCCAGUGUUGACGCCGACAUCUUUUCAGCUGGCGUUGAUAGCUUGCAGACAACGCAGAUCUGGAGGUAUAUCGUUCGGGAUCUGGAUCUUGGUGACCAUGGAGAUGAACUCUCGCAAAAUAUUGUUUUCGAUAAAGGAACCGUUCGCUCUCUUGCAAAACAUCUUUACCAGUUGCGCACAGGCGAGGAGUAUGAGGAGGAAGACGAGAUUCAAGUUAUGCAAGAGAUGAUUGAGAAAUACUCGCAUUUCACCCAACAUUAUCCGACUCUUGCCAAGCAACCCGACUCGGAGGUGGUGAUUGUCACCGGUGCAACGGGAAAUCUUGGAGCGUUCAUAGUCGCCAACAUCCUUAAGCGUCCAUCUGUCUCGGAGGUCUGGGCACUCGUUCGAGCACCUGGACAAGUGGCCGCCGGUACUCGCCUCUCGAAAGCAUUGUCUGAUCGAAAUAUUUCCCUGACCGAUGAGGAAGCUGCAAAACUCCGCGCAGUCCCCGGUGAUCUUUCACAGCCUAAUCUCGGAUUGGGUAGUUACGUCCUCGAGCAACUCCUCUCAUCCCUGACCUGCGUCAUCCACAGCGCCUGGGCCGUUAACUUCAACCUGGGCGUGCGAUCAUUCGAACAGCAACACGUUCGAGGAACAUACAACCUAAUCAACCUCUGCCUCCGCUCCAAACUUCCCACUCCCGGAAGGUUCUUCUUCUGCUCGAGCGUGAGCACCGCCAGCAACACUCCCAAACCAGCUUCUGUUCCAGAGACGGCGGUUGAAGAUCUACACCAUGCCCAGACUACGGGAUAUGGCCGCUCAAAAUUAGUGACCGAACACAUCACCCGCAAUGCUAUGCGACAGACUGGUUUCCACGCGAGGGUUCUGAGAAUCGGUCAGCUUAGCGGCGAUACUAUUAACGCACAAUGGAAUGAGACUGAAGCCGUGGCACUCAUGUUCCGCAGUGCAUUGACAACGGGUUCUCUUCCAGAGUUGAAUGAGAGACCCAGCUGGUUACCUGUUGAUCAAUGUGCUCGGGCAGCCGUUGAUAUCUCCAUGGACCUUGCGGCAUCUGAUACCGAUUUGGUGUAUCAUUUGGUUAACCCGCAGAAAUUUAGCUGGAAGGAUGAUCUACUUCCGGCUUUGAAGCGGAGCUCUACCUUGCCGCAAUUUGACAUCGUGUCACCUCAGGAAUGGUUGAAGAGACUGGCUGGCAGUGAUCAGGAUCCGGAGAAGAAUCCUAGUAUCAAGCUUAUUGACUUCUGGAGAUCGAAGUAUGAGAGCGUUGGGCAGAAGCCAGUUACUGCUGAUGAAACGGCCGGACUUACGUUUGAAACUAGUCGGACGGUUCAAGAUUGCCCAUCGUUGGGCUUCGUGAAAGACCCUGUUGCGGAGGGGUUGGUGCAAAGAUACAUUGAGAAUUGGAUGGAAAGCUGGACUAGUAAAUAG
Penicillium cinerascens is the source of this 3264-nucleotide messenger RNA. RefSeq lists its product as uncharacterized. The transcript is spliced from 2 exons. The record is from RefSeq and is a predicted model, not a curated record. NCBI's taxonomy places the organism in Eukaryota, Fungi, Ascomycota, Eurotiomycetes, Eurotiales, Aspergillaceae. The coding region runs from base 1 to 3264 and encodes 1087 amino acids.